GCCUGUUACAUCCAUUCAUCCAUCGAGCAGCCACUUCACACCAGCAAGUGGCAGUAGUUCGAUCCAGAGGUUCAGGCAUGGCGGCUCCGAGAGCACUCGCCCUCUGCGUCCUGCUGGCCAUCGCCGUCGCCAAUGCGAAGGCGGCGUCCGUGGUCGUCGGCCUGGCCAAAUGCGCUGACUGCACCAGGAAGAACAUGAAGGCUGAGGAAGCCUUCAAGGCUCUGCAGGUGGCGAUCAAGUGCAAGAACAGCACCGGCGAGUACGAGAGCAAGGCCGUGGGCGCCCUCGACGGCACCGGCGCCUUCAGCGUGCCCCUCGCUUCUGACCUCCAUGGCGCCGACUGCGUCGCUCAGCUCCACAGCGCCGCCUCCAACGUGCCGUGCCCCAGCCAGGAGCCGUCCACGAUCGUGCCGGUGUCUGACGGCACAACCUACGGCGUCGUCGCUGGCGAGAACACCGCCAUGUCGUCCGCGGCGUCGCCCGAGUGCGCAUCCAUGACCCUGUGCGGGCCGAUCAAGAAGCACAUCAUCGAGCACUUCCAUCACAAGAAGUCCGUGCCGCCCAAGCCGGAGCCCAAGCCCCAGCCCCACCCGGACUACGGCCCCGUGCCCAAGCCGGAGCCGAAGCCGCAGCCACACCCGGACUACCACCCCGUCCCUCCCACGCCCACCUACGGCGGCGGCGGCGGCGGUGGAUACCACGGACACCACUGACUCCGAUCUGCCACCGUCUGGCGCAGCACGGAAAUCUCAUCACUUGGUUCAUGAUCAGUUUGCAUGCGUGGGCGCAUUGUUUGGUGUUCUGUCAUUCGCUGCCCCGUUUUAGUAUCUGCAUUGCAGAGUUGAGAGUUCAGAAUAACAGCUGUGUGGGUGUGUGUCAUUAUGUCAGGCGAGUGUGAGGUUGUGCUUGGUGUGUUCCUUUGUCAAGAUUUUGUCAUUUCGGUUCCAUUAAAUAUUCUCAUCUUAUUAAA
Triticum aestivum (bread wheat) is the source of this 970-nucleotide messenger RNA. RefSeq names its product proline-rich protein 4-like. Bases 78 to 713 code for a protein of 211 amino acids. The transcript has a single exon. Lineage: Eukaryota; Viridiplantae; Streptophyta; Magnoliopsida; Poales; Poaceae. The record is from RefSeq and is a predicted model, not a curated record.